This is a messenger RNA of Toxotes jaculatrix (banded archerfish), 2149 nucleotides long. It is a transcript of the gene edaradd, whose product is annotated as EDAR-associated death domain. The transcript has 6 exons. NCBI's taxonomy places the organism in Eukaryota, Metazoa, Chordata, Actinopteri, Toxotidae. Gene Ontology annotation, biological process: signal transduction. The coding region runs from base 151 to 822 and encodes 223 amino acids. Gene Ontology annotation, molecular function: protein binding. The record is from RefSeq and is a predicted model, not a curated record.
GGGCUGGCAUUGGCACCUCAUCUCACCUCAGAGUGGAGAUUUACGGUCCGAUUUUUUCUUCUUUUUUUUUUUUUUGGUCUCUCACUUUCUACAGAUAGUUAUAGUCGUUGUUAUACUUCUUAUACUCAUCCUGAUAUAACAUUUCCCUGCAUGGGAGACGCCACAGCUUCAAACAUGAGCAGUCUGCGGGCGUGUAAGGAACCAUUUGACAGGCCCAGCUCUGAACCUGUGGAGGACACAGACACCACCAGCUUUUUGGCAGAAUUUUCCCUGGAGGCCAACUAUCCAGUCCAAGUGACAGAUCCUCAUGCAGACGCAGUGACACUCCACCUGAGCUCCAUGCCCUCUGGAUACCUGAGUCCCUCGUCAGACAGAAUAAGACAGCCAGUUGAAGAUGUUGAAGAGUGCACCUGCCCAACAUCUACUUCACCAGACUACCCUAAAGAACUGCAGUUGUUAAACAGCCCCUGUGAAAAGUGCUGCUGCCCAGCACCUCCCCCCAAGAUCAGCGACCUCAUGAACGACAAAGAUCUCCUGGACUCGCUGCGGCUCAAACUGGACCCGAACCACUGCACCAUCAAAAACUGGAAGAACUUUGCGAGCCGCUGGGGGAUGAGCUAUGACGAACUAACCCUGCUGGAGCACCGGACCCAGGGGUCCUUGUCCCACAGUCCCACCCAGGAGUUCCUGCUGCGCUACAACGAGAAAACGGUCACUGAGCUCACUGAACUUUGCCGCAUCUACCAGCGCAUUGAUGUACUGCGACUGCUGCAGAGCUGGAUAGAGAAGGACUGGCCGUCACGGUGGCAACAGACUCAUUAACCAGCUUGACUGUAUAUUUAUCAUGUCUGUUUUUUUUUUUCUUCUGUCACUUUUUUACUUGUUAGGAACUUCUUCUCCUUCUUCUUUUUCUUCUUCUUCAUAAAUUUGGAUACGUUACCACAAUUUCUUUUUAGCUUUAGCAAAAAGUAAAACAUCAAUCAACAACUGGAAACUUCCUGUAGAGAAUAUCAGCAUCACAGGUAGCACAGUAUCUUCCAAACAGUAUAGCACUUAUGCACAUUUUUAGCCACUCUAAUGGCACCGCUUCUCAACAAGCUAGUGGACAGUGCCAUGAAGUUUUGUACAGAUAUCCAUGGUGAACGAACCCACUGAUCUUUGUGAUCCCCAGACUUUUCCUCUUGUUCCACCAGCAGGUUGAAAUUUUCCACCAUCUAAUGAAAUAUCUGCACAUCACAGUGGCACACCGGUACAAAAUAUUCACGGUUCUCAGACAAUGUAUCCUCAUGACUGAUGAUCCCCUGACUUUUUGCCUUGUGUCACCAUGAGGUUUGAACUAUUUGGAUCGUUUGCUAGUUUUAGAACAAACAAAUUCAGUACAAACGAUGAUGUCCUCCUCCGAAUAAACUGUAAUAAACCUUGUGACGCACUGAUGUUUCCUUUAAUUUCAUUAUCGGGUCGAAAUUUUUCAUUUGGCCAGAUCCCUGAACCACUGACACUCACACCAUCAUCACCAGCUGGCCUUUGUGUUCAGUGCUAAUUAACAACAUGUUAGCAUGCUAACACACUAAACUAAGAUGGUGAACAUGGUAAAGAUUAUACCUGCUAAACAUCAGUAUGCUAACUCUGUCGUGAUGAAGCUCCAAGUAUCACUGUAUCGAUGUAUAGCCUCCAGGCUGUAAACUCUUAGGGCCCUGUUUUCAUGGCAGCUAGCAGCACUCCAGCAGAUUCGUACGUUUCCUGAUUUUGAAAAAAUCGUUUUACUUGUGCACUUUACAGCUGUGCACUGUGUUUACCUGUACUAAAACAUGUGCAAAUGACACCUGGCUGCUACGAAGUAACUGGAUACCACACUGAUACACACAUCAGACUGGUCCGUUAUGACUCAGUACUCUGUUGUUGAAGUGGGAGAUGUCAGAUUACAGCAGCUCAUCAGUCCCGUGUGUCACGGCUUCCUUUCCAACUUUCUUUUUAACAAAAGCAGCAUUUGAUGUUUUAAUCUUGUUUUAUUAUUACGGUGCAGACGUUGUUGUAGCACGUUACUGUGAUGAUGUGACUGAUGUGGUGCAUGACUUGCUCAGCUGUUCCAGAGCGAUGAGACCAGUGAUUCAUAUUACAUGUUUUCUCAUUGGGAAAUAAACACACGGCA